Molecule: messenger RNA, 3465 nt
Organism: Haliotis rubra (blacklip abalone)
Lineage: Eukaryota; Metazoa; Mollusca; Gastropoda; Lepetellida; Haliotidae
Exons: 5
Coding region: 369-1262 (297 amino acids)
Source: RefSeq, a predicted model, not a curated record
CACCACAGAAUCUCACGAUUAACCCAUGUCGAUCGUCAAACCAGACGACACAAGAAUGAAGCGGAUGGGUGGAUCGAAGAACUGAAACCGGUUUACCAAAUCAAUUGGCAUCGUCGGGUAGCUCACUACAUCAACUCAGUGCUAACAAACAUGGUUAUUAGAAACCGGUUUACCCACCUGUAAAGACUCGGAGUGCGACAGUGCGUUUCAUACAGCGCUUUGGUACGUUGACGACUUGGCGGAGCAGACGGACAGCUCAGAGGCAGACGACAGACGAGCAGAUCGGACUUGAAACUUCUUUGGAUACUGAACGGAUUUGAAAUUUACAGGCGAUUUUGUACAUUGGAUCUCAGAAACACAUUGCCAAGAUGGAUUUGAUAAAGAUAUUACAGAAUGAGAAGAUCAAGGAUAAAGUCAAAAUGUUGAGCAAGGAAAUGAGGGGCAUCUUCCUGGAGAAGAUGAUCGAGGAAUCUCUGCAGAGUUCCAGGGAGAUGGCAUCACAGCUGUCCGAGUGCCGGGCUGACAUCAAUGAUGAGUUUGAACAGUUCAAGAUGGACAUUGCAGCACUCAGAGCGGAAUCAAGAGCACAUGCUGAAAGCCGGAAUGGUAGCAGGAAUCGGCGCAGUCGGAUGAGUCGAGCAUCUCGAGCUAGUCGAGCUCCUUCGGAGAUGAUGAUCGUGGACGAGGAACAGCAUGACGAGGAACGCAGGAGGAGGAUGGAGAGGAGGAGACAGAUCGAGUCCGGGGAUGUGUCCCCCAGCUCUAUGGACUCGCUAUCUCCCCACCCAGGCGGCAUGGUGGGCAUGGGGGGAAUGCGAGGGAUGGGCGGUAUGGGCGGCAUGGGGAGAAGAGCUGUGUCACCAAAUGGAAUCAGAUCGGUAUCUCCGGCCAGGCCUGUUACGGACGAGGAACAACAGAAACACAUGCACGAAGCCCGCGCCAUGUUGACGGACCUGGAGCAGACAGAGACCCACAUGGAGAACGAGCGGGAGAGACAGAAGGAGAACCUGGAGAACAAGAGGAGGCGGUUGCAGGAUGACAGGAUGAUGAGAGCCAUGCAGCUGCUGGACGACUGCCUCGCCAUGGACGGCAUGUAUGCCUCUGAGAAGCAGCGACAGACGGAGAAUGUGAAAGCGAGGCUAGAUGAGUUGAGAAGAGGCCGGGAACAAAGGAGCAAGACACCGGACACCCGAGGUUCCGACCAAUCGGCAGACAGACACCCCUUGAACACCCCAGACCCUCAGGACCUUGAAAAAUACUGAUCACGUGACACCAAAAGUGACUAGUAUUGACUGUGCAGGGAUAUAUGGCCACAGAAAUAUCAUCGCUCUCAAACAGCGAGGGCAUACAAUUGCCCACAGCUCACAACAUGUUCUCAGACAUCAGGAUACGCAUGUGUAUUGUUAUCUUGGAUGGUGUCCCAAAUCAGCAAUUAUUCUAAUGGAAACUGUAGACCGUUACAUCUAACGAUAUGCUGAGAGAUAUGCUGCCUGGGUGACGCUUUCAUGUUUAUGAUCUUGUACAAAGAAAGGAACGUUAGGUAACGUUGUUCUGGCAUCGAUAUGAGUACACAAUGCCAUUUAGAAUGUGGUCAAAUGUAGAAGUUAUAUUUGGGAUUACACUUUCUCAGUAAAGUACAGAUUUAGUACUGUGUUAGGUUGAGUCCCAUCUGGGAUUCGAACCCUCACUUUCAGAAUGAGGCACGAGAAUAGUACGAGAAUCUGAACUAUACUCAAAAAGUGUAAUCCCAAAUGUAACGCGUUGCUCUGGUGUGUCUUUGUGAAAGGGCAAUUGUCUCUUUAUUGAUAGUGUUGUGACUGAAGUAAAUGCAGACGUCAAUUAAUAAUCAGUCUCGGUAAUCCGCUCAAGGCAAAUACUGAUGGACGUUCUGUGAAUGGAUCACUGAAAAUCAUUGAGGUCACUGGUCACAUGACACUGGUUGUCAUUGGAUACAACGUUAGUAAUAAUGAAAGGCUAACUGGAGGUUUUGCUUAUUAAAUGGAUAUGAGGUUCCGAAUAGGGACAAAAUGAGGUCAGAAAACUUCCGACCUCGCCAUUUCCCCAAACAUGGCGCCUUUGCUUGGAUUAGAAAUACAUUACCAUCCGGUUUAAUUUAGACAUAUGUUAUUGACAAUCUUUCAUUGAAUCGUAUUCCCAUCCUGUUCAAGUAUGUACUUUAUAACUGUAAUUUUAAAUUAUUGUUUCUUUGCUUUGAACAAAUGGAACGUACCCUGCACUCAUGUAUGAAAAGCGUCUGUUUUAAUGCUGCUGUAACAUGGGUACGGGCACACUGAAGGUUCUAAUAACUGCUGUUUAUUUCAGAUACCCUUAGGUCGAAGUGCGUUUUUUCUGUAAUCUUUAAUAUGGUGUAUACGUUUUAUUAGUUCAUCAAACAUCUAAUAUAUGCUCAUAUCAUGUAUUUUGAAAAUUUUCAUUUGUGAGAGGUUGUGAAUCGUUGCUAGAUUAAAAACAGAUGGGGGACAACUGAUUAGUCGGAGCUGCCUGUUCGCGCAGUAGCUAUAUAUCAUGAUUACGGUUUGUAAUUUGAGGAAAUUGUUAUUUGAAUUUAGUACCAAAUUGUUUUGGGAUUAAAUCAGUACUUGGAGGGAAAUUUGAUCACAUGCACUAUACUGAUGCAAUUAUAUUUUAAUUUAGUGCUGUGUAGAAAGUUUGGAUAAUCCUGUAAUAAGUAUGAAAUUGUCAUCAAUGUGUUAGAUUCGAUUCCUAUCCCACUUGAUUUGCAUUUAAACAUGUUCAUGAUGUUGAAUGCUGCUGAAAGAUGAAAAGUCUUACCAUCUACUGAAUUAUAUUGUAUCAAUCAAAUCAUGUCUACUAUUGUCAAAUAUUUUACAAAUGUAUGCACCCCGUUAAUCCGAACACUGUGCUAUUCCCAGUUGAAUUUACCACAUGUCCGGAUUAUUGAAUCCAGGCGGUGUAGUGAGUGUGUAUCAACAUAGAGAUUCUCAAGAGUAACCGUCCAGGGUAAUGGGGUUCCGGUAUAUCGGGGUUCCGGGAUAACGAGGUUAUCAUUGUAUCGUUUUGUUGAUGAAGAUGACCUUUACAAGUCACAAUGAAUCAAGUCGUUAUGCGUAUAUAGAGCUCUUUUAUUCAUAUAUUAUACCAUUCCCGUCCCGUUUCAUCUUGCUUAAUAUUUUUAUGUCCAAUACCUUUAUAGCAAAGUAUUGGACCAUAUACGUUUUAUUUGACAUAUAUGGCUGUUUUAAUCUCUAUCAUAAAAAUCCAGUUAUGAAUACAAUGGAUAUGUUUUCAACCCCAAAACUAAUGAUUCAUGUAUUUUCUUCAAAAUUGUUAGGCUCCGUUGGUUAGAUUGGGUUCCAAUCUACACGGAUUCAGAUUAUCGAGCUGUGCUAUUUUUACCAAAAAAGACCAUAGUUUGUGACGUUGGAAAAACUCAAAAACUCUAGCAGGUUUGAAAAUGUAAAGGAAAACACGUUAUUUUAAAAA